CCCAACCUUGAUACCUAAAACCCAAUCCCGACCAGCCCACAGAAAACCACCACCCUCGGUUCUUCAUGCCCACUCUCCUCAUCACCAAAACCAUCAGCAGCAGCAGGACGGCUGCAGUCAUCCCCAAAAUGCUCUCCUCUUCAACCCGCAACCUAAACCCUAAAUCCCUAAUGGCCGCCAUCUCGGACAAAACCCUAAUCCCCAAUCCUUCUCACUUCCCAAACCCUAGGCCUCUUUCUCAAAUCGCUACCCAGCACCUCCAAGCGUCGGCUUCAAGGUCCAUUAAUGGAGUUAGAAGCGUUUCCAGUCGUAGCUCGCCGGUUGAAAUCUCGGUUACGGGGGAAAUUGAGGGCUCGGGUUCGACUUUGGUUGUGGUUUCGUUCUAUAAGUUUGCGGAUUUUCCUGAUCAUGCGGAGAUGCGGAAGCCAUUGAAGGAUCUCUGUGAACAAGCACGUGUUUCAGGUGGCAUAAUCCUUGCACCCGAAGGGAUUAAUGGCAGCAUUUGUGGGACACGUGAAUCAGUGGAGAAGGUACUAGAAUUUAUUCAAGCUGAUGAGCGUCUUAAGGGUCUAAGAUUGGUCGAGUCUCCUGUUACUCCAGAGGAAGAAGCCAUCCAUCAUGGUCACACUAGUCAUUCCCCCCUUGGAGCAGGGGAAGAUGCACCUUUCCGAUGGGAUCAUGUGCGCGUCAAGUUAAAGAAAGAGAUUGUCUCAUUUGGAGAUCCAAGUGUGAUGCCCACCGAGAAAGUUGGGAAAUAUGUGCAUCCAAAGGAUUGGAAUGCAUUGAUAAGUGAUCCAGAUACUAUGGUAAUUGAUGUGAGGAAUUCAUAUGAAACUCGCAUAGGGAAGUUUAAAGGAGCAGUUGAUCCAUUGACCGCAGCAUUCCGGGAAUUCCCAUCUUGGGUGGAUGAUGAGUUUGAAUUAGCUGAGUCAAACCAGCAGUCAGAUACAGAAGUUGAGGAAUUGAGUGCUAGUGUCAAAGAAGAGACUGAGAAUGGAGGACCUAAGAAGCUCCCUCGCGUAGCAAUGUACUGUACUGGUGGAAUCAGAUGUGAGAAGGCUUCAAGUUUUCUCCUCAGCAAAGGUUUUGAAGAGGUAUAUCAUCUGCAGGGUGGGAUUCUGAAAUAUCUGGAAGAAGUCCCAAAGAAAGAGAGCCUAUGGGAGGGCGAAUGCUUUGUCUUCGACAAAAGAGUAUCAGUUGACCAUGGACUAAUUCAAGGAAGCUUCAAGCUCUGCUACGGAUGCAAGCAACCUAUAAGUGAUGAAGACAUGGAAUAUCCAGAAUAUGAACAUGGUGUUACAUGCCCAUACUGUUUCUCCACCAAGUCAGAAGAAGAGAAGGAGAGGGCGAGAGCAAGGCAGAGGCAGUUUGAGAGUUGGGGAGUCAUCGGUGGACCUGAUAAAGGCCGGCGAAAUCCUGGUAGAACUCAGAAUGCUAGUAAUCAGAAAGAAGAAAAAGAGAUUUCUAAAUCGAUUUAGAUAGUAUGGGCACUACAAGGGAAAGCUUAGCUUUCUUGGGUCUCUGUUGUAACCUUAUAUUGGUAAAUUAACUGUGUAAUACGCGCUUAUUUACUCUGGCAUAUAGUUCUUGUCCAUUAGAUUUUUAACCCAUGUAUGCGUCCCUUAGGGGCUGUUUGGAAAUUCAUUCUUCAAUCUUACAACGUCACAA
Asparagus officinalis (garden asparagus) is the source of this 1668-nucleotide messenger RNA. RefSeq names its product rhodanese-like domain-containing protein 7. The transcript is spliced from 5 exons. The record is from RefSeq and is a predicted model, not a curated record. Bases 66 to 1478 code for a protein of 470 amino acids. Lineage: Eukaryota; Viridiplantae; Streptophyta; Magnoliopsida; Asparagales; Asparagaceae.